AUGGCCGGGGGUGUCGCAUCAUUAGGCCCACUAUACCAACAAAGAGUCCACGUUCCGCCCACUACGUUUGACCGCAAGCAUCCCCGUGCUGCCCAAUCCUCCUGGAAGGCCGAUGGGUGUCACUCUCCGUCCUGCCAGGGUGGUCACGGCCGUUGCCUGUCCCGACACCGAGUCCAGUCAGGACAAGCCGAGAAGGCUUGGGAGAUGACGAUCAGUGCUACACGUACUAUGUGGCUGGCACGCGCCCACUGA
Molecule: messenger RNA, 252 nt
Organism: Coprinopsis cinerea okayama7#130
Lineage: Eukaryota; Fungi; Basidiomycota; Agaricomycetes; Agaricales; Psathyrellaceae
Exons: 5
Coding region: 1-252 (83 amino acids)
Source: RefSeq, a predicted model, not a curated record